Molecule: messenger RNA, 1115 nt
Organism: Bombina bombina (fire-bellied toad)
Lineage: Eukaryota; Metazoa; Chordata; Amphibia; Anura; Bombinatoridae
Gene: SOD2
Product: superoxide dismutase 2
Exons: 5
Coding region: 125-799 (224 amino acids)
Biological process (GO): superoxide metabolic process
Cellular component (GO): mitochondrion
Molecular function (GO): superoxide dismutase activity; metal ion binding
Source: RefSeq, a predicted model, not a curated record
GCGUGUGUUCUGCUUGGCCCGGAAAUAGAACUGAGCAGGAGGAGACAGGGCAAGGACACUUGUAUAAUUUUGACGUGCUCAAGUUCUGCUGCUUCUGUUUGAUUGCACCAAAUCCUUCAAUAACAUGCUGUGUAGAAUCAGCUUGUGUGGCAGGACAAGCCUUCGAUUAGCCCCAACUUUGGGUUGCUUGGCCUCCAGACAGAAACACACUUUACCUGAUUUGACCUAUGAUUAUGGUGCUCUUCAGCCGCACAUAAGUGCAGAAAUCAUGCAGCUGCAUCACAGUAAACAUCAUGCUGCUUAUGUCAACAACUUAAAUAUUGCAGAAGAGAAAUACGCCGAGGCUCUGGCUAAAGAAGAUGUAACCGCUCAGGUGUCUCUUCAACCAGCCCUCCGUUUUAAUGGAGGAGGUCAUAUUAAUCAUUCCAUUUUUUGGACAAACCUUUCACCCAAUGGUGGAGGAGAACCUCAAGGUGAACUCCUAGAGGCCAUAAAACGUGAUUUUGGUUCCUUUGAUAAAUUUAAGGAGAAGUUGACGGCUUUGUCAGUUGGUGUUCAAGGAUCAGGAUGGGGCUGGCUGGGAUAUAACAAAGACUCAAACCGCCUGCAGGUCACUGCAUGUUCUAACCAGGACCCUUUGCAAGGUACAACAGGUCUAAUUCCCCUUCUUGGAAUUGAUGUAUGGGAACAUGCGUACUAUUUGCAAUAUAAAAAUGUCAGACCUGACUACCUCAAAGCCAUUUGGAAUGUCAUCAAUUGGGAGAAUGUAACAGAGAGAUAUAGAUCAUGCAAAAAAUAAGCCUUCUGAUCUAUCCAGUUCUGUCUAAUAAUAUAUGCACUUAAAAUAUUGUGAUUUGUAGUUAAGCUUCAUUAAGGUAUUUUGUUUGUUUCCAGAAGGAAAUCUUUCAAAAGUUUUCACUUUUUUUGAAAAUAUUAUCUUCUAGAAAUUAAAAGCACUUAAAGGUCACAAUACAAUUUUUGCCUGUUUAAUGUCAGAAUAGAGAAGAAAGUUAAGUCCCAUCUAAAAUAGGUGUUGCAUUCAUUCUUUUCAUUUAAAUAUUAAAUGAGUUGAAUUAUUGUGCUUUUGUUGCAAUAAAGAUGAUUGUCAAUUUAAA